This is a messenger RNA of Maniola jurtina (meadow brown), 1286 nucleotides long. It is a transcript of the gene Mpk, whose product is annotated as phosphomevalonate kinase. Gene Ontology annotation, biological process: cholesterol biosynthetic process; isopentenyl diphosphate biosynthetic process, mevalonate pathway. The transcript is spliced from 4 exons. Gene Ontology annotation, cellular component: cytoplasm. The record is from RefSeq and is a predicted model, not a curated record. Lineage: Eukaryota; Metazoa; Arthropoda; Insecta; Lepidoptera; Nymphalidae. Gene Ontology annotation, molecular function: phosphomevalonate kinase activity. Bases 310 to 870 code for a protein of 186 amino acids.
GUAGCAUUGUUGAGGUUAAGGUCAAUAAACUGUGUUGUUAAUGAAAAUCGAAACCUCAAUAAAAAUUAAAAACAGACAAGUUUGCCUAAGUGGGGGAGGACCCGGGGGACAUUUGAGUUUGGUCUUUUUAUAGGAAUAGGGAAUAGGUAGUUAGGUAUAAUUUUGGAUUUGGAAUGUGUCACAGUAGGUAGCUGGCGUAUUGUUAUGAUUUCUCCCAGAUUUCGCACUUCUCCAGUCUCCACUGCAGCUUUAUAAUAUUAUUACAGAUCAAAGACUGCAGCAGAGUGAACUAGGUACUGCAAUGAUACAAUGUCUCCAAAAGUAAUUUUGCUUUUCAGUGGUAAGAGAAAAUGCGGCAAAGAUUUUUUAACUGAUCGUUUAAAAGAAAAAUUUGGUGAUAAGUGUGAAAUAAUAAAGAUAUCUAAGCCCAUCAAAAACCACUGGGCCAAAGAGAACAAUCUGAAUCUAAAUGAGUUGCUGAGCGAUGGUGAAUACAAGGAGCUGUACCGACUAGCGAUGAUCAAGUGGAGUGACGAGAUGAGGGAAAAGGAUUAUGGUUGCUUUUGUAGGGCUGCUUGUGAAAAUGCUGUAGACAAACCAAUAUGGAUAGUCAGUGACAUCCGACGCGCAACCGAUGUGCAGUGGUUCAAAGAAACAUACGGUGACCUUAUAAGAACAAUAAGAUUAAUAGCAGACGAAGAAACUCGGAUAGAAAGAGGCUUUCAGUUUAAACCUGGUGUAGAUGACGUUGCUUCUGAAUGUGGAUUAGACAAUUAUAAUGAGUGGGAUUUAGUUAUAAAUAAUGGGAAGGAGAGACAGUCGUUAGAAGAACAAUUGAGUAGUAUUGUGGCGUUAAUACCUAAUUUAUGAUAGAGCUUGUAAUAUGGAAACGGUAACCAGAAUUUCUUGAAAAUCUGAUCUCUUAAUUAUAGGUUCAGGUGAGGUGAUAAUUAUGUGGUGAUGGAUUACAUGUAGAUUCAAUUAAUGCUAUAUUUUGAUUUAUAAUUAGUAUUUUAUUAAUAUUAGUUUAUUAAAUAGAUUAUUAAAUUCUUACAAUCUUUGGGACUCAAUUAAACACUUAACUCCUAUGGUGUGCUAACCAAAUCACAUUUAAAGGGACAAAUGUAAAACAUAGGCUUUGGAAAACUAGUGCAUGUUUCACAAAGUUAAAACAAUUUAAUGGUAAGUAUUUAUUUUUUGAUUUUCCCCAAUAAGGACAGUGUUAAGCUAGUAUUAAGUAUGGUUGUAUUUUUUGAAUAUAAAAAAAAAAAACGGAAUAUUUCUUA